AUGGAACUUCGAAGUGUCUUUAGACGAGCGGAUGGUGUGAUUACCAAUCAAAAAUUAGAAAGUGGUGGUGUACUUGAGGGCGAACCUCAGCAGAAUGCUAGAUCUCCUGGACAAAGCAUUUGGCUGAAUCCAAGACUGAUUGCAGAGUAUAUGCAGCUGCUUUUCAAUUCCAUUAUAGGAGUUAUAGCUUUGUAUCUUGUUAUUAAAUUCAUUCUGAUGGUUCGAAACGAUGUUAAUUUAAAACUGGAACAUGAUAUUAGGGAAGCAUUUGACAAGAUUGCAACUUGUAAAUCCAACUACGUCAGAAACCAAUGCGAACCUCAUAUGAGAGUUCCGGCGCUAGAGAUGCGCUGUGAUGAAUGGUCAAAAUGCAUGGAUGAUGAAGUGCUGCCUGGCUCCGAUUAUCAAUGGGCCAAAGCAUGGGCCCGCACCCUUGCUGGAGUAAUAAAUUCCUUUUUUGAGGCGUUCAGUAUACGAUCCUUCCUUUUCAUUUUAAUUAGCAUCGUAGGUAUAAUAUUUGUGACCAAUACAAGUUUUGGAUCAUACAGAGUUUACCUAAAUCAUAAAGAUACAAAACCUGUUCGCAUUGUGUAG
Molecule: messenger RNA, 594 nt
Organism: Saccharomyces kudriavzevii IFO 1802
Lineage: Eukaryota; Fungi; Ascomycota; Saccharomycetes; Saccharomycetales; Saccharomycetaceae
Gene: BRR6
Product: Brr6p
Exons: 1
Coding region: 1-594 (197 amino acids)
Biological process (GO): nuclear envelope organization; lipid homeostasis
Cellular component (GO): nuclear envelope; nuclear membrane
Source: RefSeq, a predicted model, not a curated record